Messenger RNA from Marmota monax (woodchuck), 2088 nucleotides. RefSeq names its product solute carrier family 16 member 10 (gene Slc16a10). The transcript is spliced from 6 exons. NCBI's taxonomy places the organism in Eukaryota, Metazoa, Chordata, Mammalia, Rodentia, Sciuridae. The record is from RefSeq and is a predicted model, not a curated record. The coding region runs from base 52 to 1311 and encodes 419 amino acids. Gene Ontology annotation, molecular function: monocarboxylic acid transmembrane transporter activity. Gene Ontology annotation, biological process: transmembrane transport.
UUUUACAGAUGAUGCUUCAGUGAACAUUAUUGUUCAUACCUACUUGGGCACAUGUGCAAAACUUCUCUGAAGUAUAUGCCUGAGAAUGGAAUUGCUAGCAUGUGGGCAUGGGUAAGUUCCCUCUCCAUGGGAAUGAUUUUCUUUUGCUGCCCCAUAGCCAGUGUCUUCACAGACAUAUUUGGCUGUCGGAAAACAGCUGUCAUGGGUGCUGCUGUUGGAUUUGUUGGACUCAUGUCCAGUUCUUUUGUAAGUUCCAUCGAGCCUCUGUACCUUACCUAUGGAAUCAUAUUUGCCUGCGGCUGCUCCUUUGCAUACCAGCCUUCAUUGGUCAUUUUGGGACACUAUUUCAAGAAGCGUCUUGGACUGGUGAAUGGCAUUGUCACUGCCGGCAGCAGUGUCUUCACAAUUUUGCUGCCUUUGCUUUUAAGGGUUUUGAUUGGCAGCGUGGGCCUCUCUGACACACUGAGGGUCCUCUGCAUCUUCAUGUUUGUUCUCUUUCUGGCUGGCUUUACUUACCGACCUCUUGCUUCCAGUGCCAAAGAUAAAGAGAGUGAAAGCAGCAGAUUCUCCCUCUUUUCCAGGAGAAAGUUCAGUCCUCCAAAAAAAUUUUUCAAUUUUGGAAUCUUCAAGGUGACUGCUUAUGCAGUGUGGGCAGUUGGAAUACCACUUGCACUUUUUGGAUAUUUUGUGCCUUAUGUUCACUUGCUGAAACACGUGAAUGAAAGAUUUCAAGAUGAAAAACAUAAAGAGGUGGUUCUCAUGUGCAUUGGCAUCACUUCUGGAGUUGGGCGACUUCUCUUUGGCCGGAUUGCAGAUUAUGUACCUGGUGUGAAGAAGGUUUAUCUACAGGUACUUUCCUUUUUCUUCAUUGGUCUGAUGUCCAUGAUGAUUCCCCUGUGCAGCGUCUUUGGGGCCCUCAUUGCUGUCUGUCUCGUCAUGGGUCUCUUCGACGGAUGCUUCAUUUCUAUCAUGGCCCCCAUUGCCUUUGAGUUAGUUGGUGCACAGGAUGUAUCCCAAGCAAUUGGAUUUCUGCUCGGAUUCAUGUCUAUACCCAUGACUGUGGGCCCACCUAUUGCAGGGUUACUUCGUGACAAACUGGACUCCUAUGAUGUGGCAUUCUACCUGGCUGGAAUUCCUCCUCUUAUUGGAGGUACUGUGCUUUGUUUUAUUCCAUGGAUCCAUAGUAAGAAGCAAAGAGAGAUCAGCAAAACUACUGGAGGAGAAAAGAUGGAGAAAAUGUUGGACAACCAGAACUCUCUGCUAUCAAGCUCAUCUGGAAUCUUCAAAAAAGAAUCUGACUCUAUUAUUUAAUGUCUUAUAUACCUCCACCAGACUGGACUUGCUUUUGAAUUUUAAGCAAGGUUUCCUUUUAUAUGAAUUGCAAAUUUCUUAUUUUUUUAAUCAUAUCAUCAGAAUAGCACAAUAAUUGGGAAAUAGAAACCUUAUUACUACACGGACCAUUUUCUGCCACUGGAUAGCUGUCUGAUAUUUCCAGGAAUCUGAGGAAAGACUCAGUUGCAGGAAAAUAUGUCUAAAAGUUAAAUAUUGUGAACCUUUGAAGUUAUCUCAGUCCAAAGCAACUUUGGAAACUGUGAAUGCUAUUAGCUUGUACAAUUAUUUUAAAAUACCUCAGGCUAUACUAAAAGGGUUGUGGUUUUGUUAGGUCUGGAAAUAUUUUGUCUGUUGUCUCACAUGGUGUCUUCAGUUCUGGUACUCUGUUUUAAUGUCUUCUGCUCUUUGGAAACUUUUUGCAAAAUUUAAGCCUGUCUUCUAGAUAAUACCAGAUCUACCUAAACCUCAAGUCUACUUUAAAGUUGCUUGCCUGAGAGGUAGCUGUGUGAUUAGAACAUACUGACUUGCUCCUGCAUUGAGGGACCUUCUGGAAGCGGAUGCUAACAAUGUAUUCAGUAUUGAUAUGUGAGAUGAAAAGCAUCUGCGUCAGAAGGCAGAGCAGUUCAGGAGUAAGGCAUUUCUUCUCAUUACCUUUGUCCCCUUUGGGUUUGCAGUGCGUUUUAUUCAAGUAGCCAGAAGCAUCCCAGAUUUCUGAUUUGUUUUGACAAUAAAGUAAAAUAGAAUAUUUUUACCUUA